CCCCCACUACAAAUUUUGCGGGACACUUAGCGGGACGUUGGCUAGCUAAUCAAAUAAAGCAGUAAAUACAACAACAAUUAAAAAAAAUAUAUACAUUUUUCUCUUAAUUGAUCUACGCAAACAAAGAAAAAUGUUACAAAGGGGGGGCGUCUCUGGAAAACCCCUGGGAUUUGGCCUAUUCCUUCUGAUUGUCGUCGGCAUCGCCGGCACCAACAGUCUGGCCCAUUUUCGUCAUGGCCGUCUGUUCAAUGGAUUUCUGGGUAAACCCAGCAAAACGCCUGGACUCCAGGGAUCUUUGGAAACGGAAGACUUGUGGUUCGAACAGCGUUUAGAUCAUUUCCAGCCAAGUAAUACCCAGACAUGGCAGCAACGUUACUUUGUCAACGAAGACUACUACAGGAAUGACAGUACGGCGCCGAUUUUCCUAAUGAUUGGCGGCGAGGGGGAGGCCUCCAAGAAAUGGAUGCAUGAAGGUGCUUGGAUUCACUAUGCCGAACAUUUUUCGGCAUUGUGCAUACAGCUGGAGCAUCGUUUCUAUGGCAAGAGUCAUCCGACAAAGGAUUUGUCCACCUCGAAUCUGGUUUAUUUAACCUCUGAGCAGGCCCUGGCUGAUUUGGCCAACUUUGUGGCGGCCAUGAAGGUGAAAUAUGAUCUUAAGGAUUCACAGAAAUGGAUAGCCUUCGGUGGCUCGUAUCCCGGAUCAUUGGCUGCCUGGGCCAGGGAGAAAUAUCCACAUCUCAUUUAUGGUUCAAUUAGCUCUAGCGGUCCGCUUUUGGCUGAAGUGGACUUUAAGGAAUACUUUGAUGUUGUGAAGGCUUCACUGGCCAGCUAUAAACCUGAUUGUGUGGAGGCAGUGACACGUAGUUUCGGCCAGGUUGAGAUCCUGUUAAAGCACAUGAUUGGCAUGGCCAAUCUGGACAAGACAUUCAAAACUUGCACUCCCAUCAAGGAUUCCAUUCACAAUGAUUUGGAUAUAUCGAAUUUCUUUGAGAAUCUAGCUGGCAAUUUUGCCGGCGUAGUCCAAUACAACAAGGAUAACAGUCCUCAUGCCACCAUUACCAUUGACGAUAUUUGCGAUGUAAUGUUAAAUACCACAAUGGGACCACCAGUCACACGUUUGGCUGCCGUCAAUGAUCUGCUACUCCAGCAAUCGAACGCCUCGUGCCUGGACUACAAAUAUGACAAAAUGAUAGCUGAUAUGAAAAAUAUAUCAUGGGACUCGGAGACCGCCCAGGGAGCACGCCAAUGGACCUAUCAGACAUGCAAUGAGUUUGGUUUCUAUCAGACAUCAGAGAACAAGGCGGAUACAUUCGGUGAUCGAUUCGGUGUGGACUUUUUCAUACGUCAAUGUCAGGAUGUUUACUCAAGUGACAUGGAUGCCCGGUAUUUGGAACAGGUGGUGGGCCAGACGAAUAAGCAUUACGGUGCCUUGAAACCAGAAACCACAAAUGUUCUCUAUAUCCAUGGCUCCAUUGAUCCCUGGCAUGCAUUGGGUUUGAUCAAGCCGAUAAAUGCCAAAACCCCAACCAUCUAUAUAGAAGGCACUGCCCAUUGUGCCAAUAUGUAUGAGCCGGUGAAAAGUGAUCCACCCCAAUUGGUUGAGGCCCGUAAUAAGAUACUCAAAUACUUGGCCAAUUUGCUUACUGAAUAUGACUCGGAAUUGAACUGAACAGCCCCUCCCAAAGAAUUAUGGUUUUUCGCCACAUCAGCGUUUCUUUUCUCGAUUUAUAUAUAUAUACAUAUAUAUAUAUGUAUAUAUUAUAUGUAUGAUAUUUUUUAAGUGUAAAAUGAUUUUGUGUUAUUAAAGUGUUGCCUUGGCUUUGGUGUAGCCCUGAAAGGUUAUUUAUAUAUAUA
Molecule: messenger RNA, 1854 nt
Organism: Drosophila willistoni
Lineage: Eukaryota; Metazoa; Arthropoda; Insecta; Diptera; Drosophilidae
Product: putative serine protease K12H4.7
Exons: 4
Coding region: 131-1669 (512 amino acids)
Biological process (GO): proteolysis
Molecular function (GO): dipeptidyl-peptidase activity; serine-type exopeptidase activity
Source: RefSeq, a predicted model, not a curated record